This is a messenger RNA of Juglans regia (Persian walnut), 1239 nucleotides long. RefSeq lists its product as uncharacterized. Lineage: Eukaryota; Viridiplantae; Streptophyta; Magnoliopsida; Fagales; Juglandaceae. Bases 1 to 1239 code for a protein of 412 amino acids. The transcript is spliced from 5 exons. The record is from RefSeq and is a predicted model, not a curated record.
AUGGAGGAGAAUUCCUGGAGGCAAAAAUCUCGGGCCCUUUGGUUGAAGGAAGGGGGCAAGAACACAAAUUUUUUCCACAAAGUAGCUAAUUCCAAUCGAAUAAACAACGCCAUCAAGGUUCUUCAUUUGGAAGGGAGGGUUCUUUCAGACAGAGUCGCUAUCAAGGAUCACAUUGUCCACUUUUAUGAUAAGCUUCUGAAGGAGCAACAUCAUUGGAGACCCAAGGUAGAUGGGCUAGUUUUUUAUUCUAUUGAUCAAUCGAGUGGGGCUUUUGAAGAGGAAGAGAAAAGCCUUAAUGCCACAUUUAUCGCCCUUAUUCCUAAAAGGGCAAGGUUGGUGGAGGUGCAAGAUUUUCAUCCUAUAAGUUUGGUGAGUGGGGUUUACAAGAUCAUCUCUAAAGUUCUAGCCCAGCGGUUGAGCGAAGUCAUGGGGAAGAUCAUCUUGAAGUCCCAAAACGCUUUUGUAAAAGGAAGGCAAAUACUAGACUCGGUCCUCAUCGCUACUGAAUGCUUGGAGAGUAGAGUCAAAGCCGACAUUCCAGUAAUGGAUGUUCUGAGUAGAAUGUUGAAAGGGAUGACGGAUAGGGGCUUCAUCUCGGGUUUCUCAGUGGGUGGUUCCUCACAUGGUAGUCUAUCAAUCUCUCACUUACUUUUAGCCGAUGACACACUGAUUUACUAUGAGUCAGACCCCGAUCAGAAUUGUUCCUUGAGAGCUCUCCUGCUUUGUUUCGAAGUUAUCUCCGGUCUUGAGUUGAAUCUAUCAAAAUCUGAAAUAAUUCCAGUUGGUUCGGUUAAUAAUUUUAGUGACUUGGCUGCCAUCAUGGGCUGCAAGGUGUCAUCCUUGCUCAUGAAGUACCUUGGACUUCCUUUGGGGGCUCCUCAUAAAUCCAAGGCUAUGUGGGAUGGAAUUGUUGAGAAGAUCGAAUGCAAAUUGGCGGGAGUGGCAAACAGAUUGGAGAAGAUUUUUUGUGAUUUCUUGUGGGGCGGUUUAGAGGACACGAAAAAAUUUCAUUUGAUUAAGUGGGACAAAAUCUGCACACCUUUGUCCUACGGCGGAUUGGGGGUUAGAAAAUUGAGAACCUUCAAUAAGGCCCUUUUAGGAAAAUGGUUAUGGCGGUAUCAUCGGAAAGGAGAUGCUCUUUGGAGGAACAUUAUCGAUAUUAAGUAUGGGAGCAUAUGGGGAGAUAAGGAUACUUCAGUGGAUGACAACAUGGACAUCUCUUCUGAUUUCACUCAUUGA